Molecule: messenger RNA, 990 nt
Organism: Mobula hypostoma (lesser devil ray)
Lineage: Eukaryota; Metazoa; Chordata; Chondrichthyes; Myliobatiformes; Myliobatidae
Gene: hspb9l
Product: heat shock protein, alpha-crystallin-related, b9-like
Exons: 1
Coding region: 24-797 (257 amino acids)
Biological process (GO): protein refolding; response to heat
Cellular component (GO): cytoplasm; nucleus
Source: RefSeq, a predicted model, not a curated record
AACAAUGCUGAUCCGAUUCUAGAAUGGUCCGCAGCUCUAUCCUUGCAAUAUAUAAGGCGUGUGUUCGGAGAGCUGCCCCAGAUCACAAACUGAGAUCCGCCACUUCACACCAGCCGCCUUUCAGAGAAGUGACAGAAGAAGCAGAAACGAUGCUCAGCUGUCGGACUUGCCAGACCUCCCGCCUGUUCCAGCAGCCUGUGCACACACUGUGGCCCGUUCCACUCACUGUCUUUGAGCCGCUCGAAUGUAACGUGUGGAAACAGGUGGAGGAAAUGCGAAAGGGCAUGAAUUUCAUGGAGAGAAUUUUCGAGGAGUUGGCUAAAGAGUUCUGGGGGGAAAGACCGAGAAUUGGAGCCGGAGCCGAAGGAGGUCAGAGCGGAACAGUGGGCAAGAGUGGAGAUGGCUUCUCUGUGUCCCUGCAUGUACCACGAUUCUCCCCGGAAGAACUGAAGGUGAAAGUCCUUGGAAGAAAAGUGUUGGUGACAGGAGAAUACGAGAAGAAGAGCCACGAUGGCAGCGGCUCUUACAGCUACAGGUAUGAGGAAUUCAGGAGGGAAUUCCCGCUGCCAGAAGACGUCGAUACCCAGGCUGUGAAGUGUUGCUUGACCGAGGACGGUCGGUUAAAGAUACAAGCCCCGCGCCUUGCUCUGCCCUCUCUGGAUGAGCGAAUCGUCCCGAUCAACAUCGAAACCGAUACAACAUCCAGUCCCCGACAGGAUCCCCGGGAGAAAGCACAGAAAAAGGAGAGUGGAGGAACUGAGGGGAACAGCGAAACAAAAAUGGACAAUUCUGCCUAAUUUGCAACAAAUCCUGGAAAAUGCCAAUAAAUGCAGAUAAAAAGUAUGUUUUAACAGUAUGUCAUGUAAAUUCUUGUUUGCUUGACAGUCAGAGAUUGAUCGCUGUGUCAAUAUUUACAUUCAUGUCGAGUAUUUUAUAUAAAUGUAUUUAAAAAUAAACACCUUAAAGGGGAAAUCCUUGCUGUGUGUUAUU